Anopheles coluzzii is the source of this 3248-nucleotide messenger RNA. RefSeq lists its product as uncharacterized. The coding region runs from base 2004 to 3248 and encodes 414 amino acids. Gene Ontology annotation, cellular component: plasma membrane. Gene Ontology annotation, biological process: detection of chemical stimulus involved in sensory perception of smell; sensory perception of smell. Gene Ontology annotation, molecular function: olfactory receptor activity; odorant binding. The record is from RefSeq and is a predicted model, not a curated record. The transcript has 4 exons. Lineage: Eukaryota; Metazoa; Arthropoda; Insecta; Diptera; Culicidae.
GUGGUUUCCUACGAACACACCACACGUCAACUAAACCUAUACCAUCAAACUCCAGCUUUUUAAGACUAGCAGCUUCACCGUCACGACUCGCCGCCAUGCCUUUAAAUCUUCCGCUCGCGCCUGGGCAAGGUCCUUCAUUAAAACAUUUGCGUCAACCACCCCAAAACCACCAACGACGGCCGUUUGUGGUGGCCAUCCUUGCCCACAUCCCGCUCGGCAGGCGAAUCAGGUCACCGUGGCAGGUGCGUGACCACCAUCAACAAAUCGCAAAAAAAAAACCCAUCGCUAAUGCCGCUACCGCUGCUGCGGGUUGGAUGCGUAAGACGCAAAACGCCAAAAUCGUGCCACUGUCAUCACCGAGCACCGAACACUUCGCGAUCAGUGCGUCGUGCUGGACGCCCCCAUCAACGGUAACAGUAGCAAAUGCUGGCUGCUAGUUUGCUAAGCUUCACUCCGCCCGAAUGAAUGUGAUACGCUUUCGGUGCACGAUUUGUCGCUACUCACAUCCUGGUCACGGCACCAAUCUUUAACUAUUGCAUUUGAGUGCACUUCAGCCCCGUCUAGACAGGGCCGCAAUGCCGCUAUUUUGCACGAAUUUACGGCUGUAACUUUGUUUCCCAAAAUGCCCCCCCCCCCCCCCCUCCGACGCCUAGCCACUCGGACGCACAUUCCGGGCAGCCCUUUGCCAAGGUUACAUUCCAGCGCAUUAAAAAAAACCAUCUGCUAGCAUCAAAUGCACCAGUGGUCUUCCUUGGCCGGCUGGAAGUACGUUUAUUAAUUUUAAUAAAUCAAACAACCAGACGCGAAUCCGUUUACCCAUGUGUGUGUGUGUGUGUGUGCCACAGUUGGACCGCCGUGGCAUGGCAGCAACAAAGAAUCAAACCUACUCAUCCACACAGGGUACUUAAGCGGGCAGGAAAUGAAUCCAUCUUCGCGGUACACCGUCCCACUUGCUAACACUUUUACGACUGCAUUAGUCAAGCGCGCCUCCUUUCCGGCGCACACCCGUGGCCCAUUUGCCUGACAAUUAAAAAGCAGUCGGUUCGCGCGCGGGCGGGCCAAUUAAUUGCCUUGCCUGGGAUCGAUUCGCUUCGCUCUCAUCGCGCUCGGUUGCAUUAUAAAUUAAAGACUUUAUUGCAAAGACUGCUUGCCGGGUGAAAACCGCUGAUGGUGAUCGGGCAUAUAGAAGGAAAUGAGUCGCAAGCAAAACAUUUUCACCUUCAUCCCAGUGCCCAGCACCCGUCCAUCCAUCGAUCAAUGGCAAGCAAAAUGUCGCGUUGAUUUAUCUUGUCCCUAUAGUUUUGUUUUUAUCCUACGCUCCGAAUUGAAUAUUCAUUGCGAGCCAGGCGCGUGUGUUGUCAAAUGCAGCAACGAGCCACGGUUGCUUCAUAAAAAUCAUGUCCUAGAUUGACCAUCAUUACCAGGACCUUGGGCGAGAGGCAGGUCCAUAAAUCACGCUGAACGAGGCGAGAGUACUUCUUCGCUGUCAAAAUCUUCCAUACUAAUGAAGGGGAAUGAGACUCGCAGCAGCGUACGUGCGAGCUUUUAAUUGAUGAGUAAUAGAAUUGAAUAAUUAAUAACAUAGUUUCUCUUCAAUUCUAACACCAACACCUCAACCGCAACCGUCCCUGGAAGUUACUAUGCCAGAAUGUACAUUGGACUGUAUUGAGUAGCGACUCGAAAUAAUGUACUGGUAGAUCUUCUGGAAGAACCUAGCAACAAACUUUUUUUUUUCUAAACAUAUCUAAUCGCUGUGAAAAGAAACUUUCUUCGCCAUGUUUGAACACAUUGUAUCAUGAAGUAUACAAACAAACUCGAAAGCCCUACAAUUAAGGACAUUAGCUGCGCUCAACUUUUCUUCCAAAAACUUUGCUACCCUGCAUUAUUAAUCCUCCACAAGUCUGGGGGGGGGGGAGGUCUUCCCGAUAUAAGAUCUCAGCAAUGGCACUGCCGCUGCGUCAGUAGUGCAAGGACGCCGCUCGGUGCCGUCCGUCAACAAGAAGAUGACGCUCUGGAAGUACGUCCGUCAGAAGCUGUCCCCCAUUCUGGACCUCCAGCUGGACAGUGACUUCUUCGUGCUGCUCAAGUACCAGUUCAUCCUGCACGGUGUGCAGCUGCAAACUGAACGGCUCUGGCUGCGCGCCCUCUUUCUGCUCUACCAGCUGCUGCUGCCGACGCAGGCCAUCAUCUGGCUGUGGCGUACCUGGGCGGUGGCGUACAUCGAGCACAACAAGCCGCUCGCCAUCAGCCUGCUGUGCGGCCAGUUCGCCCUCACCAGCAUAGUGGCGCGGUACAUGCUGCUACUUCGCAGCUACGCCCAGCUGCAGCCGAUCCAGCGCCACCUCAACGAGCAGCGGUUUCUGCGGGGCCACCCGCGAGCGCACGCACUGCGGCAGCAGGCCUUCCGCACCAACAACGUGCUGAUGCUGGCGCUGAUGGUGUACGGUGUGCUCAACUUCGUCGUGUACGAGGCGAGCGGUCUGCACUGGCAGGAGAUAUUCCGCAUGCCGGACUACCUGCUGGCGACGAACCGGCCGCUCACCUGGACGCUGCACCUCAUCAUGCGCCCGAUGACGUUCAACGGGCUCGGCGCGUUCAUUGCGACCUUCGUCAGCAUACACACGAUGCUGACCGUGCUGCACGCCGAGCUGCUGCUGGUGGAAUUUGCGUUUGACGGGCUGCUGGAGCGAGUGGAGCGCCACGUUCAGGCUGCCGGUGCGCAGGAGUCGCCACUCCUCUGGCAGCAGUUCAACCGCGAGCUGGGCAGUUGCGUCCGCGAGCAUUGUGUGGUCCUGAAACAGGUGCGGGAGGUGAACCGGGUGCACAGCUUCUCCAUCACUGUGCAGUACUACACCGCGCUGCUCUCGCUCGCCAUCGACACCUUCUUCAUCUCGUACUACGGGCUCAACUUUGUGUCGGUCUGCGUGUCAAUCUUCUCAGUGCUGCUCGUCUUCGAGUGGUACUACUGCUGCAAGCUCGUUGAAGACCUGCAGGCAACGAACAAGCGGAUCGGCUGGACGCUGUACAACGAUAAAUGGUCCGACUGGCUGCAGUACGGGAGGGAGCAGCCGGCUGCCUUGCGCGAGUUCCGGACCACCCUCAGCAUCAUACUGCUCGCGACGCAGCGCAGCCUGUCCUUGCGCGGCAGCGACAUCGUCGAGGUGUCGUGGCAAACGUUCGCCAGCAUGCUGAAGACAAGCUACUCGGUGAUGAUGUUUCUGAUCGAGCUGAGGCGGCUGAAUCGUUGA